This is a messenger RNA of Labeo rohita (rohu), 349 nucleotides long. NCBI's taxonomy places the organism in Eukaryota, Metazoa, Chordata, Actinopteri, Cypriniformes, Cyprinidae. The record is from the annotation of a RefSeq genome assembly.
AUGAAUCUAAUCAUAACCAUUCUAGUUAUUACAGUAACUCUAUCCCUAAUCCUAGCAAUUGUAUCUUUCUGACUACCACAAAUAAACCCAGACGCAGAAAAACUAUCCCCAUACGAAUGCGGGUUUGAUCCACUAGGAUCUGCCCGACUACCAUUUUCCCUACGCUUCUUCCUAGUAGCAAUCCUAUUCCUACUCUUCGAUCUAGAAAUUGCCCUCCUCCUCCCACUGCCCUGAGGAGACCAACUCCACAACCCCACCGGAACAUUCUUCUGAGGCACAACAUCCCUAAUCUGAAUAACUCUCGGCUUAAUUUCCGAAUGAAGUCAAGGCGGUCUAGAAUGAGCAGAAU